AUGAGGAUCCGUCCUCAGCUGGCCCGGGAGAAGAUCGAGGGAUGUCACAUCUGUACGUACGUGAUGCCCGGGGAGCCGCAGGUGAUCCUGGGGAAGGACAGGUCCUUCACCUACGACUACAUGUUCGACAUGGACUCCCAGCAGGAUACCGUGUACUCCGAUUGCACGGAGCAGCUGAUCGAGGGCUGCUUGGAGGGCUACAACGCCACCGUGUUCGCUUACGGACAGGUGACUACGGCAUCGGGAACCAAGUGCUUUGCGUGUCGCUCAGCUGCAGAGAGAGACAAAUGGAUCGAGAACCUGCAGAGAGCUGUCAAGCCCAACAAGGACAACAGCAGGAGGGUGGACAAUGUGCUCAAACUGUGGAUCAUCGAGGCCCGCGAGCUUCCAGCCAAGAAACGCUACUAUUGCGAACUUUGUCUGGACGACAUGCUGUACGCACGCACCACCAGCAAACCCCGCACCGACACCGUUUUCUGGGGAGAGCACUUUGAGUUCAACAACCUGCCAGCUGUCCGCAACCUACGCCUUCAUCUAUACAAGGAGACAGACAAGAAGAGACGCAAGGAAAAGAGCACAUACUUAGGACUGGUCAGCAUCCCCAUCUCGAGCAUCACUGGACGUCAGUUUGUGGAGCAGUGGUACCCGCUCAUCCAGCCCAGCGUCCUCACAAAGGGAGCCGGUGGGGGGGGCGGGAAGAUCAUCAACGCAUCCCUACGCCUCAAAUCACGCUUCCAGACCAUGAACAUCCUGCCCAUGGAGCUGUAUAAGGAGUUUGCAGAGUACGUCACCAAUAACUACCGCACCCUGUGUGCUGUGCUGGAGCCCGUGCUGAGUGUGAAGAGCAAAGAGGAAGUGGCCUCUGCGUUGGUGCAUAUACUGCAGAGCACAGGGAAGGCUAAGGACUUCCUGUCAGACAUGGCGAUGUGCGAGGUAGACAGAUUCAUCGACCGAGAACACCUUAUCUUCAGAGAGAACACUCUGGCCACCAAAGCCAUAGAAGAGUACCUCAAACUGAUCGGACAUAAGUACCUCAAGGACGCUAUAGGGGAGUUCAUAAGGGCCUUGUAUGAGUCAGAGGAAAAUUGCGAAGUGGACCCCAUGAGAACCCCACCCUCCGUGCUCCCAGACCACCAAGCCAAUCUCCGAAUGUGCUGUGAACUAGCACUCUGCAAGAUCGUUAACUCCCAUUGUGUUUUCCCUCGAGAGCUAAAGGAAGUGUUUGCCUCGUGGAGAGUGCGUUGUGCAGAGAGAGGUCGGGAAGACAUCGCUGACCGUCUCAUCAGUGGUUCUCUCUUCUUGCGCUUCCUGUGUCCUGCCAUCAUGUCCCCAUCGCUCUUCAACCUCACCCAGGAGUAUCCCGACGAACAGACGUCUCGCACACUCACCCUUAUCGCCAAAGUAGUGCAAAACCUGGCUAACUUCUCCAAGUUUGGCAAUAAAGAAGAGUACAUGGGUUUCAUGAAUGAGUUUUUAGAGAUGGAGUGGGGCUCCAUGCAGCAGUUUCUGUAUGAGAUCUCCAACCUGGACAGUGUGAGCAAUGCGGGCGGCUUUGAGGGUUACAUCGACCUGGGCAGGGAGCUGUCCAUCCUGCACAGCCUCCUCUGGGAGGUCAUCGCUCAGCUCAGCAAGGAUGCAAUCAUCAAACUGGGUCCUUUGCCCCGCCUCCUGAAUGACAUCAGUAUGGCCUUGCGUAACCCUCACCUCCAGAGGCAGCCUAGCCAUCAGACAGACAGGGUGGUGGAGCGGCAGGCCGACAGGCUGCUGUCCCGGCCCAGCUUCAACAGGGGCAUCUCGUCCGAGUUCCAAAAUCUCAUGAUGAGGGAUCUGAAUAGCUCUAUAGAUAUCACUCGCUUGCCUUCCCCCACCUCCACCGGAGGGGUCAUGCCAUCCCGCUCCCAGAUGAAUUUCCAGGACCGUGACCACCUCCAUCGAGUGCCCUCCAAAGACAUGUUUUACGUAUCCCGUCCUCCCCUGGCCCGAUCCAGCCCGGCCUACUGCACGAGCAGCUCGGACAUCACAGAACCAGACCCUAAGUCGGUGGAAAUGCUCAACUCCUCCCAGGCCUCCAUCGCCGGCAUGGGCAGCUUCGGGGGGCUGAGCAGCGGAGGCGGUGGCGGCCUGGGGUCCGGCCUGAGCAGCCAGCUGCGGGCCGGUGGGAGGUUGUCAGCUGGCUCUGGCGGCUCCAGCAUGUCCGGCGGCCUCCGGCUGAGCCAGCUGAGCCAGAUGGGCAACACCACCGACUCGCUAUCCCAGCAGCAGCAACAGCAGGCCGCCGCCAUGCGCUACCCGCUUUCCUUCCAGAAUCCCCUCUUUCAUCUGGCGACUGCUGACGGGCCCCAGCAGCCACAGCUCCACCACCAGCACAGCCGGGCUCCACCUCCAGCGCCGCUGCUCCUGACCCCAGAGCCCGACCCCUCUCACCCGAACUACAUGCCACAGUUCGCCCACGGGGGGUUCUCUCGCAGCGAGGACCUGUCCACCCUCAGGACCAGGGACGGUCACCUGGGCCAACCCAGCAUCAUCCACUCUCACAGCUACAGCGACGACUACAGCAGGGCCGACUACGGACGCAGGCAGAUGUCCAUGCAUGCGCAGGAUAACCUCCAACCACAACAACAAAUGAUGGGUAUGGCCAACCAGACAGGAACCUCCCACUCCUCCCUGGCCGCCACGCCCCCCACCACAGUCCUACCCAUGCGCCAGAGUUCUGUGGCCCCGCCUCCCACCCAGCGCGUCAGGUCCCAGACAUCCCACCAGCUGUCUGUCAGUGCGGCAGCUGCACCUGCUGCUCUGGCAAAGACUCGGCCGCCGAGCGGGAACCUCCUCCAGUCGCCGGAGACGGGCUACGCCGGCAGGCAGCACGGGCCCCGGCAGCUGUCCGUCAAAGACAACACCGCCCCGGGCCUGCCCCACCAGCAGAGCUCUGUCAGGGAGAACCAGAGUCCGCAGGGAACCACCACUCAGAGCGCUCAACAGUCACCACAGCAACAGUCUCAGCACCUGCUCAAACCCACCAUGAGCAAACAGGGCUCCCAGACUCCAUCCACUCUCAAUCCCCCCACCCCAGCCAAUGAGCGAACAGUGGCCUGGGUCUCCAACAUGCCUCAUCUGUCGGCUGACAUUGAAAGUUCGCGGAUUGACCGUGAAGAAUUCAAGCUGAAGGAGUACUCAAAGAGCAUGGAUGAGUCACGCAUGGACAGGGUAAAGGAGUACGAGGAGGAGAUCACCUCCCUGAAGGGCCGCCUGGUGAUGUCCCACCAAAAGCUGGAGGAGUACGAGCGGAGGCUCCUCACGCAGGAGCAGCAGACCAAUAAGAUCCUCCUUCAGUACCAAAAUCGACUGGAUGACAGUGAGAGGAAGCUACGGGCACAGCAAGUGGAGAAAGACUCCCAAAUUAAAGGAAUAAUUAGCAGACUCAUGGCUGUGGAGGAUGAGAUAAGGGGAGGACCCAUGAUUGAGACAAAAACCAGGAUUUUCCCUGAUCAGGAAAACCAGCUUUCCUCCCUGGGUUACGCAGACCCCGGUGUGAGGACUGAAGGUGGAGGGGGAGGUGGAGGAGGAGGAGCGCUAACCGACGAUCAAGGCCUCCGAGUUUCUUCCUCGGGCAUUUCCUCUGACAGCUCGCCCCACAAUGGAGUCCUCCCCCAAACUGUAGACCCUCCCCCUCUACCCACUCCUCAUCAACAUCCUAGUCAGAAUGGAGAGCUCCCUGGCAACCAAACAUCCUCCCCCAUGACAACCUCACAGGCAACUGGAACCACGGCAACAGCAGCUACAGUCAUAGCAGAAGAAGUGGGACCACUCUCAAAGCUUCAUGGAGGACAAUGUGGAACGUAAAUGGCUGAUGCACCAUCGGCAGUCCGCAGGGUGGCAUAGCCAAAUGUCCAGAGCCCUCUCUCGUGACGCGAUUGGCUGACAAAGGGAGAACUUGGGGCAUUGGUCCCAUUCUCUUUUCUCAAAGGAUGGUGCAGAGCCCCAGCGGACCAUGUAAGGAAAUGCUGGGUUUCUUUUUUCUUUUUUUUUUUACUUUACUUGGAUUCUCUCUCUCUGAUUUGAUAACAAGAUUUUUUUAAAUGUGUUUGACACCUCGGGUUGGAUCUACAAUUCACUUUUUAAAGGUAGGCUGGACACAUAUUGGUGUUUGUUAGCCUGCUGAGCAUGCAAAGAACAGCUAUGCACUCUGAUCGAGCAAAACGGAGGAACACAAAGGCCAAGGAAGGCGUGAUGCCCAAAAAUGAGAGAGAGGGGAGGUGUAUUGUGGGUAAGAUGUAUUUCAAAGGUGCUUGACUUCUCUUAACAUUUCAGUCAAAGUUGAUUUACUUUAAGAGCAUUUAUUUCUCUCAAUCUAUCUCUCUCAUAGUCUUUUCAAAUUACCCUUUGACUCCUCUUCAUCUACUCACUCUUUAUCUAUCAAGGAUUCUCAAAGCAUUAUUUAACCACUUUAUUUUACUCCAGUUCAGACACACUUGGUCUCUUUCUUUAUUCAUAGUUUUAGCUUUUCCGUUGGAUCUCUUUCAGACUUUGAGUUAAGAGGAAACUAAAUAUGCACAGCCUAAUACAACAAAUGAAACUGCUUCAGAACAAAACUCUUGCUUCAAUGAAGACUUUGAAAAACCGGACAGAAUGUUAUUAUUUAUAUUUCUAUGAUAUUGCAUAUUCUUACAAUAGUAUUUAAAAAGAACUCUUCGUCAGAAAUCUUCCCGGAGCAGAUGUUUAUUUCUUGGAAGUUAUCUAAUGGAAGUUCAUAAAUAAUCCAUUUUAUAUGAAGCAAGUAUUCUUACUCAGACAAUCUUGUGGAGAGUAUCGUUGCCCUAAAGGACUGUGAAGAAAGGGACAAACUUGUGUUUUACCUACUCCCCUCGCAGCAGUUUGCACGUUGCUGUGACCUGUGCCCCCCCCACCCCCCCUUCCUGUUGGUUAUAAUCAUUCAAAACAAAAAAAGUGGACGGAUGUUUCUCGCCCAACAAUCGCCAUGGAGCUCUCCAUUUACGGACGAUGUGAAAGUCUUUGGAUGAGGACAUUCUUAUUGUUUUGUACUCCACUUUCGACUAUCUUUCUGUAGAGUUUAACCGAGCAGAGGAUAACAUCUUGGUUUCAGUGUGGCCUCAUUUCUGCAGUCUGCUGUAAAACUCUCCAUUCAUUUCCAUGGAUGGACCCCACUGACACGAGUUAAAAUCCCUGCCACUCGCACUUAUGACUGAACCGACGACAGAGAGAGAUAUGUUAGAGGUCCUGCUGAAACGAGUGAAUGUGUUUGUACAUAAUUGAGUGUACUGGCUAAAUCUUUGUGUAUAUACUGGAUAAAUGUGUAUAUAUGGUAUGUCCAUGUGUAUAUACAGUUUGUUUGUAUAUGCAGAGUGUACAGUUAUUUUUCCUCUAAUAUUUCUCUCUCUUUCUAUGAAUAGGUCUCCUCAAGUUACCAAUACUGAGGCAUGGAAAGGUUUUUAAAUGUACUGAGCUAUCAGAGGCACUUAGUGCACAGACUUAAGAUAUCAGCAAGGUCUGUCACUUAGUUGCAUUCUUAAAGCUGUCAUA
This is a messenger RNA of Notothenia coriiceps (black rockcod), 5538 nucleotides long. RefSeq names its product ras/Rap GTPase-activating protein SynGAP-like. The record is from RefSeq and is a predicted model, not a curated record. Gene Ontology annotation, biological process: regulation of GTPase activity; microtubule-based movement. Gene Ontology annotation, molecular function: ATP binding; microtubule binding; microtubule motor activity. The transcript is spliced from 18 exons. Bases 1 to 3840 code for a protein of 1279 amino acids. NCBI's taxonomy places the organism in Eukaryota, Metazoa, Chordata, Actinopteri, Perciformes, Nototheniidae.